Molecule: messenger RNA, 1200 nt
Organism: Acomys russatus (golden spiny mouse)
Lineage: Eukaryota; Metazoa; Chordata; Mammalia; Rodentia; Muridae
Gene: Sun3
Product: Sad1 and UNC84 domain containing 3
Exons: 10
Coding region: 256-1038 (260 amino acids)
Biological process (GO): nuclear envelope organization
Cellular component (GO): nuclear envelope; meiotic nuclear membrane microtubule tethering complex
Molecular function (GO): protein-membrane adaptor activity
Source: RefSeq, a predicted model, not a curated record
CUGAUACAUGACCCCCAGAGAGGUCACAACCAUAGGACUAGAAGAACGUGUUGGACUCCCUGGAACUGGAAUUACAGGUUAACUCGAUCAUGGAAGAUUAUCCUAAGCACAGUGUUUACAUCAACUUUUCUUUUUGUUGGACUUCAAAAGAAUCCGUGGUUUAAAGAAAUAGGGUUUGCUCAAAAACCCGGACAAUUAUAUACCGUAAUUGCAGAAUAUGGCUCCCGGCUCUAUCAUUACCAGGCCAGACUUCGCAUGCCCAAGGAGCAAAUAGAACUUUUAAAGAAGGAAAGCCAGACGUUGGAGAACAAUUUUCGUGAAAUUCUGUUUUUAGUUGAACAAAUAGAUGUUCUGAAGGCAUUGCUUAGAGACAUGAAGGACGGCGUGCACACUCACAGCUGGCCUAUCCACCGAGAGGCUGUGCAGGACCAGGCCACAACGGAGGUUCUAGAUGAGGAAAUGUCAAACUUGGUACAUUAUGUACUUAAAAAGUUCAGAGGGGACCAAAUACAGUUGGCUGAUUAUGCCCUGAAGUCAGCUGGAGCCUCUGUCAUUGAAUCUGGGACCUCAGCAAGUUAUAAAAGUAAUAAAGCAAAACUGUACUGGCAUGGGAUAGGGUUUCUCAAUUAUGAGAUGCCUCCAGAUAUGAUUCUCCAGCCAGAUGUUCACCCUGGGAAGUGCUGGGCCUUUCCAGGUUCCCAGGGUCACGUCCUCAUUAAGCUAGCCAGGAAGAUCAUCCCUACGGCAGUUACCAUGGAACACAUCUCCGAGAAGGUGUCCCCCUCAGGAAACAUCUCCAGUGCACCCAAGGAGUUCUCUGUCUAUGGCAUUAAUAAAAAAUGUGAAGGAGAAGAACUGUUCCUAGGUCAGUUUACGUAUAACAAAACGGAAGCGACCAUUCAAACGUUUGCGCUCCAGAAUGAAGCUUCUGAAUCUUUAUUAUGUGUGAAACUUCAAAUUCUUAGCAACUGGGGACACCCAAAGUAUACGUGUUUGUACAGAUUUAGAGUCCACGGCAUCCCCAGUGACCACACAUAGAGGAAUUGGAGCAGAAGGUGGUGGCCGUGCAGCCAAAAUGUUCAAGGAUGUUUAUUAUUCCCUUACAUGAGAUUGCACCCAUAAGAAUCAAAGAUUGAGAGUGGGAGGGAAACCUCAAACUCAUUCCUACAAGGCAAUAAGAAGUCAAUGAAUUUUACUAAU